Caenorhabditis bovis is the source of this 753-nucleotide messenger RNA. NCBI's taxonomy places the organism in Eukaryota, Metazoa, Nematoda, Chromadorea, Rhabditida, Rhabditidae. The record is from the annotation of a GenBank genome assembly.
AUGAGCCGAGCGCCUCUGGCUGCCAUCGGUUGCACCACGUGGGGAAGUCUGCAGGAAGGACGAGACAAAUAUCACGAGGUCGCACUCGUCUCAUCAUUAUCAGAUGUCUGUGUACGAUCGACAAAAACGGUUCCGGUUCCUAGAAUUUCAGUCAUUAAUACUGGAACUGAGACAGGAAGUCACAUUGCUAGAACUCUUAUCAAAAAUCCGUUGCAUUCUUUUGUUAAACUACAGAGAAGAUGUAAAGGAUUGUAUGAUCUUCAAAUGACCGUUAUGACUAGACAAGAUGAAUCAAUUAGGGUUUCGAGCAGCGGUGGCACUUAUCUCGAAGUUCCAAAAGAAAAUUUCGAAACACCCUUUCAACGAUCCAGAUCGGAGUUGAGUUGUGCUCCGCUGAGCAAUUCUGCACUUCUAAGAAGAGCAUCAACUGGAAGUAUUCCAAAUAAUCCUCGGCCAUUCAUUGAAUCCAAAACCAACGCGGAAGCCAAUAUCGAAGUCUACAUUCCAAACGACUUGAUGUCAAUUUCGAAGCUGAACGAAUCGCAGGAAACAAUUGACGAAUGCGGUUGUUCAGCCGGCAUGCCGUCACCUUCAUCAUUCUUUACUCCGAAAAUAAACGAAGUGAAAUUGGAUGCUGGAAUUUUAAUAAUGCCGAAUCCGCUAAUGGUGAACCGAUGGCCGAAUGAGAAUGUGAAAAGGAAAUCAAAAACUGCAAUAGCGAAUUUCGGAGAAAUUCAAAAAUGGGUUCGAUAG